This is a messenger RNA of Scleropages formosus (Asian bonytongue), 1240 nucleotides long. It is a transcript of the gene strc1, whose product is annotated as stereocilin 1. Gene Ontology annotation, biological process: cell-matrix adhesion. Gene Ontology annotation, cellular component: cell surface. The transcript has 9 exons. The record is from RefSeq and is a predicted model, not a curated record. NCBI's taxonomy places the organism in Eukaryota, Metazoa, Chordata, Actinopteri, Osteoglossiformes, Osteoglossidae. Bases 113 to 1240 code for a protein of 375 amino acids.
GCCCACCACUUUUGGGUCAGUAAAAAACUGGAAAUCUGAGACACUGGACCAGGUGGGCAGGUUCCUUUUCUUCUUAUCCAAGGAAGUCAUUCAGCUGAUCAAUGCGACCCUCAUGACCCAGGAACGGAUUGAACGACUCUUCCUGAGCCAACAGGAGUGGGAAGCAGGGGAAAUUGGAGGACUAUGCAUUCAGGGCACUGACCAAGCUGAGCUGCAGAGAAUGUUUGAGAGGCGUCAAUUUGUGCUUCAGUUCUUCUUGGGUUUCCUGAGGCCCGGUCAGCUGUCUUUGGCACUGGUUCCCAGCUGUGAGAAUCUACACACAACACAGCCAUCAGCCUGGACUGUGGACAGUUUGACUGGUAUGCCAGCAGAAGCCUUUGCCAGAUGCCUGGAGCUGAUUGGCCAGGACCCCUUCCUGACCCAAUACCAACUGACGCAGCUCCUUAGCAAAGUCAAAAAGAUCUACGGGCCUGUGUCGUCCUUCUCCCCCUCUGUAAUUGCACAGUUGGGGCGCAUAGCUCUCCGGCUGUCAGAUGAUGAGCUGCGGUUACUCAACCUGUCAGAACUCAGCUCCAUUGCCACAUUUGGCGCAGUCGAUGGCUGGAGCCCUAGACAGCUCUCCAUCCUGUUCUCCUCAGUGCUAAACUCAACCAAGUUGAGCCCAAACCAGCUGGACUCCAGCACCUUGGUGGCCUUGGGUCAUAUUGUGUGUGGAAUUAAGACCUCUGAUAUGCAGAAUUUGAAAGCUGUUGAGUUAAGUAAGGCUGUGUUGUGGCUGGGUCGCCUCAGGCUCUUGUGUUCAGAGGAACAGCUGCAGGUUUUGGUGGGGCUGCUGAGUAAUAGUCUUGCCUUUGGACACAUCGGCUCCUGGGGCCCUGAGGUCUUCAUUGAAAUCGGGUCCUUGGCAGCGGGACUACCUGACAUAGCCAUGUCAGCUCUGGUGAAAGACCAGAUUGAAGGAAUCACCCCCUUGGCUAUCUCCCUUGUCCCAGACAAAAAGUUUGCUGUGGCAUUUAAUCAGGCCCAGAUUCGCACAUUCACCUAUGAGCAAGCUGUGGCUGUGACUGAGGCCCAGCGUGCUGCCCUGUCUACAGUGCAGCAGACAGCUUUGUCCAUGGUGCUGACCCCUUGGGAAGACAAACCUGUUGACUUCCGUGGUAAUUACUCAUCCAACACCCCACCUCUUGUUGGGGCAGCUGAUGGUGCAAUGAUCUGUUACCUUCAGAUCCAAAUGUUAUAG